Messenger RNA from Sebastes umbrosus (honeycomb rockfish), 3662 nucleotides. Its product is annotated as multiple epidermal growth factor-like domains protein 9. Lineage: Eukaryota; Metazoa; Chordata; Actinopteri; Perciformes; Sebastidae. The coding region runs from base 171 to 2027 and encodes 618 amino acids. The transcript has 6 exons. The record is from RefSeq and is a predicted model, not a curated record. Gene Ontology annotation, biological process: axon guidance. Gene Ontology annotation, molecular function: extracellular matrix structural constituent. Gene Ontology annotation, cellular component: basement membrane.
AUGGUAGGCUGCAGAAGAGGUUGUGUGUUGCCUGUGGUUCAUAGGGCAACACAAACAGCAAGCAGCGUAGCGCCGCCGGGGACAUCAAUGGUGGAGUACGCGUCCAUUCAGGGAAAGGUCUGACAGAGACCGCUACUCGGGGGGCUUACAUGGAGAGCUGAAAGUGAAUUAUGAGGCUAACGUCCUUAAUGAUGUACAUAUCUCCGGUUCUGCUCUUUAUUUUGUAUGUGUAUGUUGGGUUUUCUGACGCUGCACCUCGCAUCAGUCCCGACGAUGCGUCGCCUGUCUCCUCCAGGAAGCCCGGCUCAGCCUCCGACACCUGGAAGACCUUCAGCACCGACAUGCCUCCAACUUUACCCGAGAGACGGUUCGCUUAUGGGCCUCUGACCGGACUCACACCGGCGCCUGGCGUUGUUUCUGCCGGCCCGACCACCACCACUGCUAGGUCUAUUUCUAAAACUGCAACCACCUUCAAGCCUCCAACAACGAACCCCACCACCACCACUACUGCUAGUACCGGCCCUCAUACUGGAGUAAUAUCAGCCACUAAAGAACAAAAAACGAUUUCCAGAUCAACCAGCGCUCGCAAAAGAUCCACCGAUGCACAAACAUCACUUUUUGCUCCGGAGAAGACGCUGCAGACCAUGGUGUCCAUGGUGUCCAUGGUGUCCCAGCGCACUGCAAACGAUGCCUGGACAGCAGAUCAUACUGGCGCGUCUGUUACCUCAAUAGAGAAUAGUCAAGAGAGCCAUUGUAACUGCAGCAGCGGUAGCGAGGGGAUUUUGGAUCCGGACGAGUGUGAGCUGAAGACCGGUCAGUGUUCAUGUCUGUCGGGCUACACUGGUCUGCAGUGUGAGGACUGCGAGGAGGGACACUUCACCAACGGCACCAGCGGCUGCCUGCCCUGCGCCUGCGACUCCUACGGCGCAGUGAACCACCUCUGUGACAGCUCAGGGAUAUGUGUGUGCAAGACGGGAGUGUACGGACCAAAGUGUGAUGAUUGCCACCCGGGUUUCUUCCACUUCAGCAGCACUGGCUGCCGGCCCUGCCAGUGUAACAACCACACUAACUACUGCCAUCCACAGUCCGGAGUGUGUCUGAACUGUGAUGGCAACACCCAGGGAGUCAACUGUGAGGAGUGUAAGCCCGGUUCCUACCGCAGACCUGGAACCGCCCGGACCGAAGCCUGUGCACCAUGUCCCUGCUCCAACACCACCUCCAAUGGCAUCUGCCACACCGAUCCCAGUGGCUCCCCCGUAUGUGACCAGUGCCUUCCCCGGUACAGCGGCCCGCAGUGUGACAAGUGUAGCGCCGGCUUCCACAAAGCAUCUGGGGCUUGUGUUCCGUGUGACUGCAGUGGCAAUGCAGACCCUCAGGACCCCGCCCAGCUCUGUCACCCCGACACCGGCCACUGCUUCCGCUGCAUCAACAACACCGCCGGCCUCCAGUGCCAGCUCUGUGCUCCGGGCUUCAUAGGGGACGCCCGAGCACAUAACUGCACCCGUCCAACACCCCGGCUCCUUCCCACACCAGCAGCAGCAACCACAACGAAGGCCCGCACAUCUUCCCCCUCCACGACCACCACCAGCACCACUCUGAUCUCCACCACAGCGAGAAGCGUCCCAACUUCCACGUCCAGCAGCAACACGAGCACCACGCUGAGCACCGCCGCCACCACCCAGGCACUGCUGACCAGCCUGAGCAGCCCCACUGACAACACCACGGCGGCCCUUACAGAAGUCACCUGGACGCAGUUCAACAUCAUCAUCCUGGCCGUCAUCAUACUGGUGGUGCUGGUGCUGCUGGGCUUCGUCGGAGGCGUGUACACCUACCGGGAGUACCAGAACCGCAAGCUCAACGCCCCCUUCUGGACCAUUGAGCUGAAAGAGGACAACAUUAGCUUCAGCAGUUACCACGACAGCAUCCCCAACGCUGACGUGUCGGGCUUACUGGAGGACGAGGCCAACGAGGUGGCGCCCAACGGCCAGCUGGCGCUCACCACGCAGGGCAACUGCUACAAAGCUUAGCAUCCAUCCAUCCAUCCCCAAACUGGACACCUAGAUUUACAGAUGACACAAAGCUGCUGGAAAAGUACCAAAUCCAAAGCUCCUUCAUGUAUGACUGCUUGUUGUUACCCUGCUCUGCGCUGCGGCACUUCACAGCACAGUGAGAUCAAGCAGAUGUGAUCAAAGAUGUGGAAAAGAGACGCAGAGUUUCCACUUGAAAUGUUUCCCCUUUUUUGAUAUGAUUUGUGUGGAAUGGGCGAUCAGUGAAAAGGGUCCAAAGAAAAAAAAAGUGUUUGGUUUGAGUUGUGCUUGCAGAGGGCACUGUUGUGCAGAUUAGUUGGGUAAAUUGGCAUGGCAUAAGACAGGUGCAAAGCAUACACCUGUUGGCUGAAACAAUGAUCCUGACACUGGUUAGAGGGACUUAACAGGAGCCUAACAUUUCAGAUAUUUUUAAAAUGGACUUUUGACUGUUUAAGUUAUAACUGGAUCACUCGAACAGUGAUCUUAAAACUGAGACAAUGAUUGUUAUUUAAUGAGUUUUUAUUCCGUUCUUAUUUAUUGGUUGACGUUUCAUUCUUGGGAGAAAUGCUGCACAUGUAUGGUGUGUUUAUUCAUGGUGUUUUAUCUUACGUGCUGUCGAAUGGUAAUUUUUGAAUUGGCCAAUAUGUUUUCAUGUAUAGUUUUGUGUGUUUUCGGAGAGAAUCAUAGGGGAAGAUGAAGGGUUGCUGCUGGCACAAGCAUUUUAAUGACCUCAUCUUUUGUUUAUAGCUUCCUGUCUUUUGUUAAAGCGUGCCAGCUCACCUUUAAGUAUCUACGAGGAGUGUUUCUUUCAAAGAAACCACAACUACCGUUUAUAAACUCUCACCACCUGGCGCUACUACUGCAGGGUAGUGACUCAUAACCGGGCUUGCAUAAACCGCCGCUUGUAAUCUAAUCUGCUCUUUGCUGCCUAUCUCAGCAAUAGUCGAACAAACCAUUUGAAACACAUUACACAUUUAUGCAGAGGAGGAUUCUGUGACUCAGCGUCAAAUGAUAAGAUCGAUUAAAACAUAAACAGUAUUCUAGUAUUGUUACUGUUGUUAUGGAGUGAAACCAGCCUGCACAUGGUGAAAUUUCCUCAGCCUACUGGUUAUUGUUAUCACCUACAAUCAAGUUGCAUCAGCUAAAACGGGGAGUCGCUUUAAAAUUGAUGUACAUCAAAGCUUCACACCUGAUCCUGGACACGGAUCCCAUGUCUUCUGUGUUGUUUAGGCUACCAUCGGUUGGGUGCGCUUCAUUUCACCAUGGUGAAAUGAGUAAAGCUAAUUAUGGAACUAACUCCUCAGGUACUGGCUCUUUCCCUAAUGUGAUCACUGUAAAUAUGAUUAUUGUACAGAUGAAUGUGAAUAGUAGCACUAUUAUUGUACAGGUAGAAUACUGUGUGUACACUGUCACUCAACAAGCUCCCAACCUUUCACUCUCCAGGGUGUGAUGUUGCAGUCAGCCCACAGCUUUUUGUAUUUUUAUUUUUAUUUCUAAUUCUCAGUGGACUUUGCCAUAUACGCAGCUGCGGGACUAAAAAUGCACCAACCCGGAACUCAAAACAAAGAAUACAAUUAUGUAAAUAAUACCCCAAAAUCAGAGCUCAACUCUCAAAUAAAAAUGGGUUUAACUGUU